AUGGAGCCGCGCAACGGAACCGCAGAUGCGGCAUCUGAUGCCAGAAUUGAUUUUGCCUUUUACCGAUAUGAUCCUAGCAUGGCCGGAGCCGUGAUCUUCACCAUUCUAUUCUCGACAACCACACUAUGGCAUGCCUUUCAGCUUAUUCGGACACGAACCUGGUUUUUUAUUCCAUUCCUCAUAGGAGGGAUUUUCGAAACAAUCGGAUAUGCUGGACGAGCCAUGUCAAGCAGCCAGUCGCCCAAUUGGACUCUCGGUCCCUACCUCAUUCAGACGAUGUUUCUACUCCUCGCUCCAGCCCUUCUGGCGGCGUCGGUCUACAUGUUGCUCGGACGGAUAAUUCUGGUCCUGCGCGCGGAAUCGCAUGCGAUGCUGAAGAAGAAGUGGUUGACCAAGGUCUUUGUGACUGGGGACGUCCUCUCGUUCUUGCUGCAGGGCACAGGUGGUGGCAUUCAGAGUAGCGGCAGUCUCGACAGUAUGAAGUUCGGGGAGCACAUUAUCGUCGCCGGUCUUUUCGUUCAGAUACUCUUCUUCGGGUUUUUUAUUAUAACCGCCGGUAGUUUCGACAUGAAGCUCAGAAAAUAUCCAAUCCCGCGAUGCUUCGAGGGUCACAUACCAUGGAGGAAACAUCUCAAUAUACUAUAUGCGACGAGUGUUUUGAUCCUCAUCCGGUCCGUCUUCCGACUGAUAGAGUAUCUUCAGGGUAAUGAUGGGUUCUUGUUGCAUCACGAGAUCUUUCUGUACAUUUUCGAUGCGGUGUUGAUCUUCAUCGCCAUGGCCAUCUUCAAUAUCUGUCAUCCCAGCGAGAUUGCCAAGUAUAUGGAUUCGAAAGAGGACGUCGAACUAUCAGAGGAUUAUAGCAGUUUUGCCAGGUAA
Molecule: messenger RNA, 876 nt
Organism: Aspergillus fischeri NRRL 181
Lineage: Eukaryota; Fungi; Ascomycota; Eurotiomycetes; Eurotiales; Aspergillaceae
Product: RTA1 domain-containing protein
Exons: 3
Coding region: 1-876 (291 amino acids)
Cellular component (GO): membrane
Source: RefSeq, a predicted model, not a curated record